UCAUAGACAUGGAAUUUUCUCUACUUUCUUCAUCAACCGUGGUCUUCUGCGGCAUCUUCACCCUACUCUUCUUUCUCCAUGCUCUCUUCAACAUAACUACAAGAGCCGCCAAAGCUCAUCCAAACAAACUCCCACCUGAACCCACCCAUAGUUGGCCCUUGAUCGGUCACCUUCAUUUGCUAAGCACAGUAGAUCCAACUCAUAUAACCUUUGCAAAGAUGGCGGAUGCCUAUGGACCCAUCUUUACUUUGAAGCUAGGUAUGAGUAGAGCCUUGAUUGUGAGCAAUUGGGAAAUAGCAAAAGAGUGUUUUACUACAAACGACAGAGUCUUUGCAUCCCGUCCAAAGCUUGUAGCAUCAAAGUUGCUUGGUUAUGACCAUGCCAUGAUCGGGUUGAGCCCCUAUGGUUCACACUGGCGCCAUGUUCGCAAAAUAGUUACACUCGAACUCUUCACAAACCACCGCGUUGAGCAGCUCCAACACAUUAGAAUAUUCGAGGUUCAAACUUCCAUUAAGAAGUUGUAUGAGUUAUGUGUGAAAAACAGAAAUAAUAAUGAGAAUAAAGCACUGGUGGAGAUGAAGACGUGGUUUGGAGAUAUUACUCUAAACACCGUAUUUAGGAUAGUGGUUGGAAAGCAAUUCUCUACGGCGGUGGAUGGAAGUGGUAAUGGAAAAGAAGAUUAUCGGAAGACGUUUAGAGAUUACUUUGAAUGGUUUGCAGUGUUUGUUCCUUCCGAUUUGUUUCCAUUUUUAAAGUGGUUGGAUUUGGGAGGACAUGAGAAGGCUAUGAAGAAGACAGCCAAAAUGGUUGAUGAGGUGUUUGAUAAAUGGAUUGAAGAGCAUCAACAGAAGAGGAAUUUUGGUAAAGUAGAGAUGAAAGAGCAGGACUUCAUGGAUGUGAUGCUUUCUGAUGUUAAAGAUGAUAAACAACCUUCUAAACAUGAUGCAAAUAUUGUCACCAAGGCUACAUGUUUGGGUCUUAUAUUGGCAGGAUCCGACACUACAACAAUAACAAUGGUAUGGGCUCUUUCUUUACUUCUUAACAAUCAAGAAGUAGUUAGGAGAGCUCAACGUGAAUUGGACGAACACGUUGGAAGACAAAGACAAGUGAGAGAAUCUGAUAUAAAGAAUUUAGUGUAUCUUCAAGCUAUUGUGAAGGAAACAUUACGUUUGUAUCCUGCAGCGCCGAUCCUAUUCCCUCAUGAAUCAUUAAAGGAUUGUGUGGUUGCUGGUUAUCACAUUCCGGCAGGAACUCGUUUGAUAGUGAAUGUUCAAAAGCUUCAAAGAGACCCACAAAUAUGGGAGGAUCCUAGUAAAUUUCAUCCGGAAAGAUUUCUAACAACUCACAAAGAUAUUGAUGUUAGAGGACAAAAUCUCCAAUUAAUACCAUUUGGAAGUGGUCGAAGAAUGUGCCCUGGAAUCUCGUUUGCCCUCCAACUUAUGCAUUUAACACUUGCAAAUUUGCUUCAUGGGUUUGAAAUUAGUAGGCCAUCUAAAGAGCUUCUCGAUAUGGAGGAGAGUGUUGGAAUGACAAGUAUUAAAAAGAAUCCACUUAAAGUCGUUUUGACUCCCCGUCUUUCUGCUCAAGUUUAUGAAUGAUUUAAGUGAAAUAUAAAUAUGUAAUUCAUUGAUAUUAAAUUAUAAUUAAGAUCGCCAUAUAUACAACCGGUCGCAAAGGUAGAAUAAUAAAUUUGCGUCCAUCAACUAUUCAAAAUAAA
Molecule: messenger RNA, 1717 nt
Organism: Benincasa hispida (wax gourd)
Lineage: Eukaryota; Viridiplantae; Streptophyta; Magnoliopsida; Cucurbitales; Cucurbitaceae
Product: cytochrome P450 CYP82D47-like
Molecular function (GO): iron ion binding; monooxygenase activity; oxidoreductase activity, acting on paired donors, with incorporation or reduction of molecular oxygen
Source: RefSeq, a predicted model, not a curated record